AUGGACAAACUCAGGAAAGAAGUCUACGAAUCAGACAAACCCAUCGCCAAACUAGAAAAGAAAUUCGACCUAGAUUUCGUCCCCGAACAAUCAACCGAAUCCAAACUCACCUAUCUCGGUCACUAUCCCCUCGAACCACCCCAAGAAGAUGGUCGAGGCACUUAUGGAGGAGAAUUCAUCGCCCAAGGUUUAAACGCAGCCUGGAAAUCAAUCACCCAACCAGAUUUCCAUCCUCAUUCACUUCAUGCAUACUUCGUAAAAGCCGGCACCACAGAAUCGCCAAUUAAAUGGGAAGUUAUAAAAGUUAGUGAUUCACGAACUUUUUCAAACAGGAUGGUGAUGGGAUAUCAGUCACAUAAUGAUCGAUUGGUGUUUACUUUGCAAUGUUCAUUUAUUAAGAAUAAUCAUCAUACUAAACGUGAGGAAGAAUAUAAUCAAAUAAUCAAAUCAGGUGAAGAAGCGAAAAAUAUUCCAUUUACGUUUAAAAGAACUCCUAAUCAUAUUUUUUAUAAAUAUAAAGAUAAUAUAGAUACAUUGUUAUAUAUGGAGCAUACACAUGAUAAUGUUGCUCAUGCUAUGCCCAGAGAUUUAUUAGAACAUAAUAAAUCAGUUAAUUUGGACACAAGUGGAAAUAGAGAGUUUGGAAUAUUUGUAAAAGUACUCGAUGAUUAUAAAUUGGGUCAAAAUUUCUCCAAGCAAUCUCAUAUGGGACUCGCAUUCGCCUCAGAUUCAUUAUGGUUGGCCACAGUAAUCAAAGCUAUUGGAUUACCUUUAACUUCAGAUAAUGGGUAUUUUCGAGUUAGUUUAGAUCAUAGUUUAUAUUUCUAUGAUGGAGAAUUUGAUUCUAGUGAUUGGAUAUUUAUUGAUUAUAGAUUUGUGAAUAUGAUGAAUAAUAGAAUAUUGGCAGUAUUGAAUUUCUUUGAUAUGAAUGGGAAACCAAUUGCUUGUGCUGUUCAAGAGGCAUAUGCUUUCUUUCCGAAAGAGAUUGCUGAAGCUAGUUGGGAAUUACAUGAGAGGGAAAAGAUGAGAAAGAAUGGAUUGACUGCUAAUUUAUAG
Hemisphaericaspora subhashii is the source of this 1056-nucleotide messenger RNA. RefSeq lists its product as uncharacterized. Gene Ontology annotation, cellular component: peroxisomal matrix. Gene Ontology annotation, biological process: acyl-CoA metabolic process; fatty acid catabolic process. The record is from RefSeq and is a predicted model, not a curated record. The transcript has a single exon. Gene Ontology annotation, molecular function: fatty acyl-CoA hydrolase activity. NCBI's taxonomy places the organism in Eukaryota, Fungi, Ascomycota, Pichiomycetes, Serinales, Debaryomycetaceae. The coding region runs from base 1 to 1056 and encodes 351 amino acids.